CUGCACUCUUCAGAGAUCGUUUCCAUCUGUCCGUUGGAGAACUAUCGGGUGUUCAGUUGCGAUAAAGAAGGAAAGCUUUGUCAGUGGGAGAUUUUCGGGGAUGAGGAAAGCAUGGUGAUGAUGACUCAAGGGGUAGCGCCGCCCAUUUUCGCACCACCCAACGGCAAACUGGUAGUGGCUCAUUGUCCGAAAAACUCAAAAGAAAUGAAAGUGUGGACAGUCGGAGAGGAAGGGCCAGUGCUGAAGAACAAGCUGUCGCACAACGAGGAGAUCACCUGCUUCGCCGCGAUAGCGCAAGGAACGCUCGUCGCCACGGGCUCGAGCGAUCAGUCAUGCAAACUAUGGCAAAUUGACUCCGGUUACCUCACACAGGUACUUGUUGGUCACGAAGGACGGGUGACAUGUGUGGCGCUGGCGGACGACGAACGCCUCGUCAUUUCUGGCGCUGAGGAUAAAAAAGUCAUUGUGUGGAAUGUCAGCACUGGUGACAUAUCACAUUCCCUCAUCUGCACAGCACCGCUGACUGCCGUCUCGCUCUCAUCAGACGGUUGCGUAGCCUUCUCCGCAAGUGAAGAUGGAUGGUUAGAGAGUUGGUCGACGGAAAAGGGGAACUUAUUGUCGUCUUUCAAUGCUCAUCGGCCUAUUCGACACGUCCUCAACUCCCUUGACGCAAACAGAUUACUUGUACAGCUCUCUUCAUGUGCCCAACUUCCGAUUCUGUGCCUUCAUAACUCCCCGGCUAGCUCACACCCGCAAACGCAGCGCAGACGCAGCGCACGAUCGCACUCAGUUACGAGUUUAGGAAAUGAAAAUGCAGGCCAAAACGUUGAAACAAAGGCUCGAGAGAUAAGCAACCCCUCGUUGCAAGUUGGUAAUGGCCAUCCAACUCCGCCACGAAGCGCUCAACACCGACCGACGUUCGACAAAUUGGACCGCGAUCAUAGCCGAACAUCAAUUAUUGAGAAAGAUCGAUCAACGACGCUGACAGCUGCCGCUCCUGUCGCUCAAAAAUCCCAUUUGUGUAGCGUGCUCUGA
Molecule: messenger RNA, 1035 nt
Organism: Cooperia oncophora
Lineage: Eukaryota; Metazoa; Nematoda; Chromadorea; Rhabditida; Trichostrongylidae
Source: the annotation of a GenBank genome assembly